Messenger RNA from Helianthus annuus (common sunflower), 1465 nucleotides. Its product is annotated as GATA transcription factor 21. The transcript has 3 exons. Gene Ontology annotation, biological process: regulation of DNA-templated transcription. NCBI's taxonomy places the organism in Eukaryota, Viridiplantae, Streptophyta, Magnoliopsida, Asterales, Asteraceae. The coding region runs from base 260 to 1207 and encodes 315 amino acids. The record is from RefSeq and is a predicted model, not a curated record. Gene Ontology annotation, molecular function: zinc ion binding; sequence-specific DNA binding.
UUUAAACUUCUUCAUUGGUUGAUAUGAAACACACACACAAAACACCUAAAAAAACACACACCCCUAUAUACAUAUAUAUAACUUAUAUCUAUGUAUCCAUUUUUCUUGAACUCAUGCAAAUUCCCUUAUAAAUAACUACAAGCAAAAGUUUUCACAACCUUUCAAACUCAAGUAUAACCUUAUCUGCUUGCAAGUUUCUACAAGGUGGAGUACUUUACUUGACACUUGAGCAGUGUGUUUCUUCUGUGUAUAUCGAUCAAUGACUACGAUUUACUUAAAUUCACCGUCUAAUGAUCAGUACAAUGAACACCAAUUCUUUAGCCCUAGUGAUCAACACCAUGAACACCAAUUUUUGAGCCCUAAUUCCCAAGCUUCAUCGUCUUCGAAUUCUCUCACUUGCCAUCUUUUCUUUAACCCUAUUACUACCCAUGAUCAGGAUGGGGUUUUUAAUAGAGAAUCACAUCCAUCACAAAAUGAGGAUGAUAGUUUUGGAUCACAAGCAUACGAUGAUCAUCGUGUCGAGAGCCAAGAUGAGAGAGUUGCGGACACCGGUGGGCUUAAAUUUUCUUUAUGGAAGAGGGAAACCUAUGAUCAUAUGAAUGAUGAUAAUCAAUUGAAGUGGAUGUCUUCGAAGAUGAGAGUAAUGUUUAAGAUGAAGAAAACCGAUCCACCAAAGCUAAACACUUUACCAUCAACCACGAAAGAUCUAAAGCUUGAAGAUCAUCGCGAUCAUAAAGAACCAACAACAUCUCCUAUGGAUGAAAGUGCUACCUACUCAAACACUAUCAAUAUUACUUGUUCAAACAACAUCCCAAUUAGGGUUUGUUCUGAUUGUAACACCACCAAGACUCCUUUAUGGCGAAGCGGACCUCAAGGUCCUAAGUCACUCUGCAAUGCAUGUGGAAUCCGUCAGCGGAAAGCACGGAAGGCGAUGGCGAUGGCAGCGGCAACCGCAGUGGAAACGGACGAAUGUGUUUUCAGUGAUAAACCAACAUCAUUAAAAGCUACAAAGGUUCUGCAUAAGAAACCAAACAAUGGGAUUUUCACAAAGUACAAGAAAAAACAAUCUCCAGCAAGAAAGAAUCGUGUUGAAGAAUUACUAGUAAGAUUAAGCAAAAGCUUGGCAUUUCAUCGUGUGUUUCCACAAGAUGAGAAGGAAGCUGCUAUCCUACUAAUGGCACUCUCUUGUGGCUAUGUUCAUCAAUAGCUAGCUAGCCACCCUCAUUUCUUUUUUUAAUUUAUUGGCAAUAUUUUUGGUUUGAUCUAUAGCUAUUGAGAAUUUAAUAAGUUUAGAUAAGAUAGGAUUUAGUUAGUGUGCUAAGGACUUUGAGUGACAAAUAAUUCCAAAGGUGGAAUAAUAAUAAUAAGUUAAAAGUCCCAUAAGUUAAUUAGUAGUAUGUAAACCAUAUAUGUUUUGUAAGAUUGUGAAAUUUGAAAUUAUUAAUGGAUGUUUUUACUUAUCUGA